This is a messenger RNA of Exaiptasia diaphana, 2160 nucleotides long. Its product is annotated as steroid 17-alpha-hydroxylase/17,20 lyase. The transcript is spliced from 3 exons. Lineage: Eukaryota; Metazoa; Cnidaria; Anthozoa; Actiniaria; Aiptasiidae. Gene Ontology annotation, biological process: hormone biosynthetic process; progesterone metabolic process. Gene Ontology annotation, molecular function: steroid 17-alpha-monooxygenase activity; iron ion binding; heme binding. Bases 134 to 1495 code for a protein of 453 amino acids. The record is from RefSeq and is a predicted model, not a curated record.
AUGCUAGACUUUGGAUAGCUGUGUAUCUUCAAUGGUGCUGAACGAAUAAGCUGUGUUUAUUGCAUCUCCUUGACAUUAUACAUUUAUUUGUUAUUUCAAAGCCUGUUAUCGCACUAAUUUUACCGUCCACAGUAUGUUGCAAGGAAUAGCAGCAGCUCUGGCCAUUUUGGCGUUAACUUACAUAGUCAUAAGUUACCUGUUCAAGCCAAAGGGCAUGCCACCUGGUCCUUUACCKCUGCCCAUUGUUGGCAACUUGCUCACGCUUUUAUCAUCUGGCAAUGAUGUAUUGAAAAGGACGCACGUCAUUCUGUCUAAACUGGCAAAGAAAUAUGGUGACGUAUUUAUCCUCGAGUUGCCUGGUUUACAGCGUGUAGUUGUCGUCAGUUCCAUAGUACAUGCUCGUGAAGCACUACUAGCCAAGAAAGAUGACUUUAAUGGAAGACCUAAAACCUUCGUUUUUGAUUACAUGACGUUGGGCUCCAAAGACAUCGCGAUUGGUGACUUUAAUGCAACUUUAGUUUUGCAGCGAAAGAUAGUUCAUUCUGCCAUUCGCAUGUACCAGCCUUUCCUUGAAGAGAAAAUUAUCUCAGAAGUGAACGAAAUGAUCCAACGCAUUUCCUCAGGAAAACCAACAAACCCCGAGGAAGAUGUGGUGUUUGUAACGACCAAUGUUAUCUUUCAAAUAGCAGUUGGCCAACGCUUUGAACAAAUUGAUGACGAAUUUAUGGAAAAAUUGAACCUCACCCGCAGAGUUGUCAAUUCAACAAGUCCUUUCAACAUCCUACGGGACCUUACGGAUGCCCUCAUUAAGGCUCGCCACGACGCUGACCAAGAAGACAGCAGAAACUACCGCCUCAUCGAUGAAGAACACAUCGUAAUGACUCUGAUGGAUGUCUUUGUAGCAGGAUUAGAAACUACAGCCACGGCUCUUCUAUGGUUCAUGCUGUACAUGGUGAAACACCCAGAAGUGCAAUCCAAAAUACACGAAGAGCUUGAUAGUGUUCUUGGUACAGACACCUUACCACUUUGGAAGCACAGAACACAACUUCCCUAUCUGGUAGCAACUAUUGAUGAAACUCUCCGAAAAGCUUCCAUUACACCUCUUCUUCUUCCUCACAAAGCUACAAAAGAUUCGACUCUAGCAGGCUUCAACAUACCAAAGGGUACAUAUUUGAUGUUUAAUGCAUGGGACAUGCAUCAAGAUAAACAAGAGUGGAUGGAUCCAGAUGAUUUCAAUCCAUCGAGGUUUAUCAACGACAAUGGAAAAGUUGACCAAAAUGCCGGUUCGAAGAGCUUUCUUCCCUUUGGCAUGGGGCGACGUGUGUGCGUCGGGGAAACUCUGGCAAAGCAAGAGUUGUUUGUUAUUACGUCGAGGCUGUUGCACGAGUUUACCUUGCAUAAGGCACCUGCUCCAAUACCGGAAAUCACCGGUGAUCUGACGGGUACUGUUCUCUACCCACCAGCUUAUGAAAUUUGCUUUAAAUCUCGACAGUAGUAUUAAACCAAAAUCAUCGGAUCCAUACAUUGGGAGAGGAGAUACUGAGAUUCUGCGCUGUUUGAGGUCUUUAGAAAUGAAGCGCUUCCAUUUGUUGGCUUUGCUUACGUUGUUUCACAAAAUGUAAGGCAAUAUAUACGAUGCAAGGAAAGCACGUUUGCUUAAAGAAUUUCAUUAUUGAGCAUGCUCARGAGUAGUAAGACUUCCAUCCAAUGACAUACUGGAGUUAGUAGAGCACAGGUAGACCAGAGUUAAAUAAACCAUAAUAACCACCUCAUUGUGAUCGAGAACUACCCAGAAUUCCAAGCAAACAACUUUUACACGUAUUUUGAAUAAGAGCAGAAAUGUAAGGAAGGUAAUUCACAAGUUUAUUGCAAACAACGUACCUWUAUAUGUCAAUAUAUGUAAAUUCGUGCUGGAAAUCUAAAUAUCACUCAAAACAUUUGUAUUAAAGAUAUARUAGGUUUGGAUUAUGAUUUAGGAAWGGUAGAAAAAACAAAAUUGCACAACAAUAGUCAGAAAAUAUUAUUAUYUGCAAAUGUUAUAUAUCCCAUGUUUAUAAAAGUCUCAAAAUUCUCAAAAKUCUCAGUCAUUGUAAGUUUAAUUUCAGUAAAGAUGUAGAAAAAAACGAGGGCCCUGUGCAGUGAUAAAUCGCAGCAGAACAG